AUGGUGCUGAGGGAGCUUCCGGCGGAGCAGGCGGCGCGCUCCCUGGGCAGGAACGAGGUGCUCGGGCUCCUCUUCCGCCUCACCGUCUUCGGCGCCGUGGCCUACUUCACCGUCAAGUGGAUGGUGGACGCCGUGGACCCCACGCGCAAGCAAAAGGUGGAGGCGCAGAAACAGGCGGAGAAGCUGAUGCGGCGGAUCGGCGUCAAAGACGUCAAGCUGUCCGAGUACGAGAUGAGCAUCGCCGCUAACCUGGUGGACCCUCUCGGCAUGCAGAUGUCGUGGCGCGACAUCGGCGGUCUGGACGACGUCAUCGCCGAGCUCCGGGAGACGGUCAUCAUGCCGGUCCAAAAGCGACACCUCUUCCAAACGUCCAGACUGCUGCAGCCCCCCAAAGGGGUGCUGCUGUACGGGCCGCCGGGCUGCGGGAAGACGCUGAUCGCCAAGGCCACGGCCAAGGAGGCGGGCUUCCGCUUCAUCAACCUGCAGCCCAGCACCUUGACGGACAAGUGGUACGGCGAAUCGCAAAAGCUGGCCGCCGCCGUCUUCUCUCUGGCCGUCAAACUGCAGCCCGCCGUCAUCUUCAUCGACGAAAUCGACUCCUUCCUGAGGAAUCGCUCCAGCUCGGACCACGAGGCCACGGCCAUGAUGAAGGCGCAGUUCAUGAGUCUCUGGGACGGCCUGGACACGGACCACCGCUGCCAGGUCAUCAUCAUGGGCGCCACUAACCGGCCGCAGGACCUGGACUCGGCCAUCUUGAGGAGGAUGCCCACCAGGUUCCACAUCAAGCAGCCGGGUUUGCAUCAGCGCGAACAAAUCCUUCAACUCAUCUUGGAAAACGAGAACGUGGACGAGUCGGUGGAGCUUUCGGAACUGGCCCGGGAAACGGAAGGCUUUUCGGGGAGCGACCUUCGGGAGAUGUGCCGCGACGGCGCCCUGUCCUGCGUCCGGGACUUUGUGCGCGGCGCGGACCUCGGGUCAGUCCCGAGCGAGGAUUCCAUCCGUCCCAUCGGCGCGCGCGACCUUCAGCGGGCCGUCGCCAAGAUGAAGAAAUCCAAGACGGCGGGAGGUCACGGCGCGCUGUUGCACGCGGCUCUGGACUGA
This is a messenger RNA of Nerophis lumbriciformis (worm pipefish), 1101 nucleotides long. The record is from RefSeq and is a predicted model, not a curated record. Lineage: Eukaryota; Metazoa; Chordata; Actinopteri; Syngnathiformes; Syngnathidae.